AUGGAAGAUUAUCGAAAUGAAGGACCGCAAGGGCUCGAGGAUCGACUCCGGGGGCUGAUCCUUGUCAACCAGGUGUCUCCAAGCACCGGAUCGGAUCGAGGACCUGACAUGUCGAGCCUCGCAUCUGAAAAGACAUCUGGUACACCUUCCUACUCGCGUUCUGUCCCUUCGUCUGAGCGGGUUUCGAAAACUUCGCCAGCUCCAGGCGCCCGGAAUGAUAUACAGCCUUCCAGAACUGGCAGAAGACGGCCAAACCAGGCCCAAAGACGCCAGAUGAGUUCUGAACUCUCUAUUGCCUUGAGUUCACAGUGGCAGUCUUUGAAUCAAAACUCUGUGCUGCCUGCCGCAAGCUAUAACAGCCCCUCAUUCCACCGUCCAGGCGUAGACGGAGGCAUCUACAGCUUGUCUGCGACUAGCGGAUUAAGGCAGCCGGAGCCGGCCAUUCGCCCAGAGCCGAGACCGAGAAAUACAGAAGUCAACAAUUGCACUACUCCCCAGUUCUCGGGAUCAUCGGAGUUCUGCCGGUCUCAAGCUGACCGUUCUCAGAUGUCUAGCUGGCAUCAACAAUCUUUCCCUCCUCAGAGCCCCCGAAACAUUCAAGCUCAACACCACAUCAGUCGUCGACAGUAUUUCAACCGGGAAGAUGUCAUAACUCAAGCUGCCUUACUUGACAGCCUUUGCUUCCAAGUGGUUCGCAAUUCUGAGAUAGAAAGAGAUGAAAUUGCCCAAAAAGAGUCUUUCAGACAAAAGGUUGAACGUAUCUGCCAAGAGACAAUUUCUGAUUUUGAACAGAACACGUUGGGUUCGCCGCAUUUUCCGAGUUUGUCUGUUGAGCUUAAAUGCUUCGGAAGUUUGUCAUCUGGAUUCGCCACAAAAGCCUCAGACAUGGACUUGGGACUAUUUUCCCCGUUUUCUAGUAUGCAGCCAGACGCUCCAGGAUCAGCUAUACCUCGAAUGCUGGAGAAAGCAUUCCUAGAUGUCGGAUUCGGUGCCAGAUUGCUCAGUCGCACAAGGGUGCCAAUUAUCAAGCUGUGUGAGAAACCGCCAGAAGAACUUCGUCACGCAUUGCUUUUGGAACGGUUGAAGUGGGAAAACGGUGUAGGGAAUGCCGACGCUUCAGAGGACCAAGAAGAAUAUGAACCCGACUCAAGAUCUAACGAGACUGCUGGCAACAUUACGAUGGGCGACCAUGAAGUUAAGGCUGCUCCAGCGUCCGAGUUUGGACUUCCUGCCAGGGGCGAUGGCCGAGAAUAUCAACGCUUGCAGUUGAAACAAAAUUCUCAAAGCUCACUUCAAUCGUAUUAUGCAUUGGCUAAGAGGGUUUUGAGAAGAGCUGGAGCCCGUGAUGUUACAGCAUCCAAUUAUCGUGAGCUUUCUGAUAUGGAGUGGGCGACUCUUAGUGAGGUCUGUCAAGCGUUUGUGCGCGGAUUACGCGACGCUGAGCUUCGACGCCGAUUGGAGUCCUGUUCCUCCUUGUCAUUUGGGACCCCUUGGUCAGCGACAAGCCAUCGGUCUCUUUCUGGAAUUUAUGUACAGGCAGAGGGCGAGCAAACUUGUUUGGCAUGGGACAAUUGGUCUUCGAAAACGUCCAUAUGUGAUCCCAAUGAGCAGGUUACGGAAGCCAUGAGUGCGUGGAGGGAUGUCCAGCAUAGAACGGAUUUUGGAACGGAUCCGCUUACAUUUAACCGAGACUUAAAUUCUGCAUUCGAGAAGAUGAAGCGGCUGCCACUAAUCCAACUGUGUCGAUUGGAGCAAGACGUACAUGAACCCGCAGCACAGUAUCAUCUGCGAGCACAAGGGAUCGUGGGUAGCCUUGCCAAAUUGGAAACGAACAUGUCAGAUUUGGCACUGAAGGCCGUUGCCUUGCGGUACAUUACAGGAAUCAAUGACGACAGGCUUCGUCAGGAUAUGAUGUCUGCGGUGCAGGAGUCACAGCAUUCCAUGGGACUCGACGAACUAGGAAAGAAGCACGAAUGCCUCGAUCUUGCUUACGAACUCGAAAAAGCCGUUGCCAACAAUCUGUAUGACGAUAAUUUUGUUUCAGUCAUCAAAGACUACAUGGAAGUAUUGCGGACGCCACUAGUCAAGGUUACUCGGGAUCAGCAAGUUGCGAGAUUUGCUAUUCCAGUAACUCCAGCUGUAUUUUCAUUGCUCUCCUCUAUGCGACAACUUCAGGAUCCUCGAAAGUUGGCGGUCAAACGGCCAAGGGACAGAUACCAAGAUGCCCUGGAGUUCCCAUCUGGUGGAGUUGGCGUUCAAUGUGACAUCAAUUUCUCGGCCCACCUUGCUCUCCAAAAUACUUUGCUUCUCCGUUGCUACUCCCUUACAGACACUCGAGUUCGACCCAUGGUCUUGUUCGUCAAGAGAUGGGCUAAAGUUCGGGGGAUAAAUUCUGGGUACCGCGGCACACUGGGAAGCUAUGGCUAUGUUUUGAUGGUGUUACACUAUCUUGUCAACAUUGCAAAGCCGUUCGUUUGCCCCAAUCUCCAGCAACUUGCCCCUUCCAUAUCUUCACCUUGGCCCCGUCCUAGCAACCUGGACAUGCCAAUGUGCCAGGGAUACAAUGUUGAGUUCUGGAGCAGUGAGAGCGAAAUAAUGCAUCUUGCAAACAGCCAUCAACUUAACCAAAACACCGAAAGUAUUGGCCAGCUCCUUCGAGGCUUUUUCGAAUACUUUGCUCAAAACGGACCAUUGAGCCGUGGGUUUGGCAAGGGAUUCGAUUGGGGAAGGGACGUCCUUAGCCUUCGUACCUUCGGUGGCCUGGUGACAAAGCAAGAAAAAGGCUGGACCGGGGCUAAGACGGUAUAUGAAUCUCAAAAUCCCAUGGGCAAAGGUUUAGUGAAUCAUUGCAGGGAAGAACCCUCUUCAUUAAAGUCCACGUGUUCAGACUCAGUCAGGCCGAAUAAGCCCCGUUCUUGGGUGACGAGUGAAAAAGGCAUGCAGGGGAGAGAAGUCAGGCACAGGUAUUUAUUUGCCAUUGAGGACCCUUUCGAAUUAGACCAUAAUGUCGCUCGAACCGUCACACACAAUGGUAUUGUGUCAAUCCGCGACGAAUUCAGACGAGCUUGGCGGCUUAUUCGGACAGCUGGGAGCGGGGGCUGGAGCGAGCCCUUGCUGGAGGAAACCAGUGAAGCAACAAACGACCAGCAAAGCUUCAUAAAACUCGUGGAAGAUAUACAUGGACCCCAGGACCAGUGGGUGCAAGCCCAGCCUUGA
This is a messenger RNA of Metarhizium album ARSEF 1941, 3216 nucleotides long. Its product is annotated as Poly(A) RNA polymerase cid13. The coding region runs from base 1 to 3216 and encodes 1071 amino acids. The record is from RefSeq and is a predicted model, not a curated record. Gene Ontology annotation, molecular function: RNA uridylyltransferase activity. Lineage: Eukaryota; Fungi; Ascomycota; Sordariomycetes; Hypocreales; Clavicipitaceae. The transcript has a single exon. Gene Ontology annotation, biological process: RNA 3'-end processing.